AUGAAAACAUUGUUUUCUGGAACUUCUGAAAUAAAUUCAAAAAAGGUCACAGCUGUAGAUUCUGAUGGUUCAGAACACAAUUCUUUAAGUGAUUUUAGUAGUGAUAACACACACUCUGAUCCAACAUGGGGACAAAUUAUCUUAAAUGAUAAAGAUAGUGAUGAUAAAUCUAUUUCACCAAAUAUUAUUGAGACAAAAAUACAAAAUGCAGGGCUCACACCAACAACUCAAAAAUGGAAAAUUAAUAACAUUAACGAAAAAGAAAAAACAGAAUUAGAACUUAACCUCCAGAGUCCUUUCAAAUCUCCAGGCAAAUGGAGUAUUCAAAGUGUUCCAAUAGACAGUACUAAAAGACCAACAACCAUACCAAACCAAACAACUACGGAAAGUGUGUUUAAAUCUUCUCAUGAAUUUCAAAAAUUUGUAUUUUCAUCUAUGACCCAUGUUAAAUAUGAUAUUGGUGCAAUUAUGCAUAUUGUGAAUGAUACAAAUAAAAAUGUACAAGCUUUAAUUGCUCAUUAUACCAAUAAAAAUGACAUGCUAACAACUACUAAUCAAGAUUUAGUUGACAUGAAUGUAUUCCCUGUACAAAAUGAUGAGGACCUUAAGAUUAUUGAAAAUAAAAUACAAGAAAGUGCCCGUUAUAGAAAUGAAUUGGUGUUUAAAUUAUCAUUGUUGGUUGACAGUACAAGUGUAAAUACCAGUGUGAGACGAAUCAUUGGACGUUUGUGUGAUGAUUCCAUUUUACUUAAUUACUCCUUAACUGGAUUUAAACACAAUUUGAGUUUUUCAAGUCUGAAAAUAUAUCGUGUCCUUAUUGAUGCUAUUAAGAGAAAUAUACAAUAUGCCAGUGUACCGGAUCAGAAUAUAAAUGCUCCGUUAAAAGUUUGGUUUGACCAUGCAAAAUUUCGAAAAGAAAAAGGCAAAAAUAAAAAUAAUACAUCAUAA
Adelges cooleyi (spruce gall adelgid) is the source of this 948-nucleotide messenger RNA. RefSeq lists its product as uncharacterized. NCBI's taxonomy places the organism in Eukaryota, Metazoa, Arthropoda, Insecta, Hemiptera, Adelgidae. The record is from RefSeq and is a predicted model, not a curated record. The transcript has 8 exons. The coding region runs from base 1 to 948 and encodes 315 amino acids.